Dentiscutata heterogama is the source of this 393-nucleotide messenger RNA. NCBI's taxonomy places the organism in Eukaryota, Fungi, Glomeromycota, Glomeromycetes, Diversisporales, Gigasporaceae. The record is from the annotation of a GenBank genome assembly.
AUGACUACCGUUACCCCGACACAAGCAUUUGACCUUAUCUCUAGCGAGUUAAGAACUAUCAUGAGUGAUCUACAUAAUACUACACAUAUGGGCACUAAUAUUCAACUUAGGUCAUAUCACCUACCAUGUGAAAUUAAAAUUCCGUUAAAAGAAGUGUGGCGUGAACUCCAGAGGGCUAGUCGUUUUGAGGAUCACACUGUUGCGAUGACUUACGCUUUCUUUUUGUGGGAAUUAUUAGAAUCAGUAACUAAAUCGGAAAGGAAUUAUUAUAUUAAAAAAUUAGAAAUUACCAAGUACUUCGCUUGUCUUCCUCAAUAUACUACAAAUAUGCUAGAGGCAUCUAGUUCAACUAUUACGUCAGACUCAACGCCGCCUCCAUAUAAUUACGGAAUG